AUGGAAUGUGUUAAGGCUGUUGGUUUGGGCAGCCUUUGCUUCAUCCAGCGGCAAUGUCCCCUGAAUUCCGGAUGCUACCGAGGUCGAUGUAUGUGUCGUUGUGGAUUCGAACAGAAAGGCGACAAAUGCGUGGCCCUACCACCGCCUCCAACAACUACACCUCAACCUAAUAUAGCCAUAAUUCCCGGUGUUGCUGUGCCCAGAAGUAACGAUCUCUUCAAGCUAUUUGGUCAAAUAUUCGGAGGAGAAGGAGCGAGCAACGCAAUUGGAUCAUUCAUCAACGGAUAA
Cooperia oncophora is the source of this 288-nucleotide messenger RNA. Lineage: Eukaryota; Metazoa; Nematoda; Chromadorea; Rhabditida; Trichostrongylidae. The record is from the annotation of a GenBank genome assembly.